Molecule: messenger RNA, 2231 nt
Organism: Cokeromyces recurvatus
Lineage: Eukaryota; Fungi; Mucoromycota; Mucoromycetes; Mucorales; Mucoraceae
Product: protein kinase
Exons: 9
Coding region: 227-2215 (662 amino acids)
Biological process (GO): regulation of MAPK cascade; protein phosphorylation; intracellular signal transduction
Cellular component (GO): cytoplasm
Molecular function (GO): protein serine/threonine kinase activity; ATP binding
Source: RefSeq, a predicted model, not a curated record
AGUUUAGUUCUUUUACAUUUCUGUAAUAAGCCUUCACACUCUUUCUUCUUCUUCUUCCUUAUAUAUUUUAUUUAUUUAUUCCUUUCCUUUUUCUUUUCUUCUUGAUAUAUAUACACACAUAUAUAUUUAUAUAUAUACAAAUAUAAGUUCAGCACUCAAACUUGCUAAUCACUCUUUUUCUUUUUUACAAUUUAAACAGCAAAACAGAGACAGUAACAAAUAAAACAUGACAUCACCAAGCAAUGGAAAUGGACUUCAUAGAAGACUCUCAAAUCAUCUUCAAAGGCUUAACCUUAAUAACACAGAAUAUAAUGUUCUAAAGUCAUCUAAUAUUUCCGAGAAUGAUAUGGCACGUAGUGAUCCAAAUAAUAAACCUUCAGGAUCAUUCGUAUCAAGAACGUUAUCACAAAAUAAUGCAAAAAAGGGCAGAUCCCAUUCAACAGGACGUACUAAAUUAAAUCGAGCACAGAGUGAACGCACACCAAAUACGGCAUCCCAUUUACAGAUAAAAUAUUCUGCUUCCCCUACUCAUAAUAACAGCAUGAAUGCAUCAUCACCGCCUAAAGAAUUGUUACCAAAAGGAUCAAUGGCAAGAGAUAGAUCCACAUUUAAAGGUGUAUUUGAUAAAUUUGUUGGUAGCUUUAAUGACUUAAUUAACAAGGAUAAACAAUCAAAUCAGGAACAAGAGAUGGAGAUAUCAGGUCCUUACAAUACUAAACAUGUUACACAUGUAGGAUUUGAUGCAAAAACUGGAGAAUUUACUGGUUUGCCUCAAGAAUGGCAGACGCUUUUGCAACAUUCCGGUAUAUCAAAAGUGGAACAAUAUCAAAAUCCUCAAGCAGUAUUGGACGCUAUUGGAUUUUAUCAAGAGAAUAGAAAUCAUGAUGAAUCAGUUUAUCACAAGAUGGAAAGAGCUCAUGCAUUAGAAACAGAUGAAGACGAAGAAGAGAUUGAAGACGAACUUGAAAGAGAUACUCUACCAACUCUACAAGAGAAAUCAAAUAUGCAAGGAAAAGUGGAUGAUCAAACACAUCAGCAGCAUAUGCAGCGUCAAACACCAGAGUUUUUAGUUUAUCAACAACGUUUGCAACGAAUUCGUUUGCAGCAACAAAAGGAACAAGAACGACUAGCUCAUGAACAAUUCAAAUCAUCGACCCCUAACCCUCAUGCUGCGCGUGACUAUGAUAUUAAACGCAAAUUGAGUUCGAAGCGACGUGAUAACAAACAUACACAACCUAAAUUGGUGAUGCCUAAGCAAUCAUUAACUGGAUCUCCAGGUACUGUUAAACAACGGGUUAGGGAACGUAGACAUACAAUGAGAGACGAAGAAGUAAUUGCCAAGUUAAGAUCUAUUUGUAAAGAAGCAGAUCCAACUUUAAUAUAUUCAAAUAUGCGAAAGAUUGGCCAAGGUGCUUCUGGUGGAGUAUACAUUGCUUAUUCUAAUGACUGUAAUUUCCCAGUUGCUAUCAAGCAAAUGAAUUUAGAACAACAACCGAAGAAGGAGCUUAUUAUUAAUGAAAUAUUAGUCAUGAAGGAAUCAAAGCAUAAAAAUAUUGUUAACUUUAUUGAUUCUUAUUUGUGGAGAGGGGAUCUUUGGGUUGUUAUGGAAUAUAUGGAAGGUGGAAGUUUAACUGAUGUCGUCACUAAUAACAUGAUGAUGGAAGGACAAAUCGCUGCCGUAUGUAAGCAAGUACUUGAAGGUCUUCAACAUCUCCAUGCCAAAGGGGUUAUUCAUCGUGAUAUCAAAAGUGAUAAUAUUUUAUUAAGUUCAGCUGGUGAUAUUAAACUAACGGAUUUCGGUUUUUGUGCACAAUUGAAUGAAAUGCAGUCUAAGCGUAAUACUAUGGUUGGCACUCCAUAUUGGAUGGCACCUGAAGUAGUGGCACGUAAAGAAUAUGGCUCAAAGGUAGAUAUUUGGUCUUUAGGUAUUAUGGCGAUUGAAAUGAUUGAAGGAGAACCGCCUUAUUUGAAUGAAAAUCCUUUAAGAGCUUUGUAUUUGAUUGCUAAUAAUGGUACUCCAAGAUUACAAAAUCCAGAAGCAUUAUCUGGUGUAUUUCGUGAUUUCUUAAGUAAAUGUCUUGAAGUUGAUGUAGACCGUCGUCCAACAGCAGCGAAAAUGCUCCAGCAUCCAUUCAUAGCAUAUGCUGAUCCUUUAUAUACACUUACUCCCCUUAUUAGAGCUGCUCGUGAGGCUACUUGUAGAAGAGAUAAUUAAAAUGGUUAUCUUUUUC